Molecule: messenger RNA, 7428 nt
Organism: Trichobilharzia szidati
Lineage: Eukaryota; Metazoa; Platyhelminthes; Trematoda; Strigeidida; Schistosomatidae
Source: the annotation of a GenBank genome assembly
AUGCGUCCAUAUUAUACCUCGUCGUCUGUUCCAUCCUCGCCUAUCACUAUUAAUACAUUUCAUUGUUUACAACCAAAUUCAUCGUCAUUCCAACCAAAAUACUUCCAGUCGUCAUCUCCACAGUAUGAUCUAUCGAAGCAAAAACCAAGUGAACAGUAUAACAGUAUAACUUAUAAUCGAAAUCAUCUUUAUCAAAAUGUAAAUCAUACAAAUUCAUCUUCUGGUCAACAUUUCUCCAGUCCAUCAAGUCAUCAUUUCAGUAGUUAUUCACAAUCGUCAAAUAUUCAGUCAUCCACACCAAAUCAUCCCUAUGAAUAUUAUCGGAAUACGUUUACACAUUCACAGCCGAAUAUUGCCAAUGAUUCAUCUUAUACUGUACAUGAAACAAGAAUCGGUUCAACACAAUCAAAUAUGAGUGAAAAUAAUGGAAUAGCACACUACAGUAGUCGAUCGGCUGUCAUGAAUACACAAUCACAGAUUCCACAGUCUCAAUUUCGGGAUUCUAAUAUGAACCAAACAUCAAAACGUCCUCGUCCUCCGCCUCCACCGCCUAGAAGUGGUAGUUGGACUAGUGGUAAAACAAUUGCUGUUACUUCCACUACAGUUGAUGAUUGUACAACAAAUCAACAUUGGUUAGGUAAGUAUGCUCGUGAAUCACCAUCGCCAUCACCAUCACCAUCUGUGUCAUCAGCAUCAUCGCUGGCAUCUGGUGCACAAAUGAAAAUGACCACCUGUUCAUCUGAUUCGACUACUGCUGGCAAUGUGAAUUAUUCAACUCAACAACAACAACAACAGCAGCAACAACAUUCUUGUAUUGCUCAUCAAAUGCAUAAUCCCACUAUUGGUUAUACUAAUAGUAAUACUCCGUAUACGCCACUCAUGAAUGGUUAUCCACAGGCAAAUCAACACCUGAACUACCAUAUACCAAAUCAUGAAUCUGGUGGUGCCAGUCGGUUAAAUGAUUAUUCAUCAUCUACGACGACGAAUAUACCAGUCGGAAAACAGCCUAUAACACAACGUCAAAGUCAACAUCCUUAUCAACAACCACAGUAUCAACAACAUCAAACUGGUGGAAUUCCUGUGUAUGGUCAAUUGUCUACUACAACUCCCUCUUCUCAGUAUCAAUUUUCAAAUAUCACACCUUCUGGGUAUAGAUCAAAUCAACUAAUUAACCACAAUAGUAAUAAUAGUAAUAAUAAUAAUUCUUAUGAAUACCAGUCGAAACAGUUAAUUGUCAAUAGUCGUAAAGAUGUCAUUGAAGCUCUGCUCAGUUUAUUGAUUUGGCAUCAUCCAGAAGCAAAUUUCACUGAGAAUAUGAAUCAAUCAGAAAUUCAGGCAUUUCAUGCCUUUUUAUCGAAUUGGCUGGCGAAAUCCGAUACAAACUGGUUAGCUAAUAAUAAUAAUACUAUUCAACAAUAUAUACCUAAUGUUUCACAAUCACCUCAACUUACAAAUACACAUGUAGCUCAGUGUACACGUCAAAUAUUAACACAUUUAAUUAGAAUAUUGUAUAGUGAUACUGCUUAUGAAGAAGUGGAUUCAUCAAUAAAUCAGACCGGUAAAGAAAUCGACGAAGAAGAAUAUAACAUGAAUGGUACUGAAAAUGAUGAGAAUCAUUCUGAUAAUAAUAAUAAUAAUAACAAAUCAAAUCACUUUGUAUCAUAUUCUUCCUCAUCUACUAAUGGUAUCGUUUCUCGUAGUCGUGUUGGUGGCGGUGGCAAUGAUGAUGAUGAUGGAUAUGAUAAAUCUUCAGUUUCAGUUUAUUCGUGUGAUGAAGAGACUCGAAUAACAAACGACGCUAACAACAGAUUACAACAACAACAACAAAAAUCAUCUGAUUAUUGUUAUUAUUAUUAUUAUUCGAAUACUACAAUGAAUAAUUCUACUCAUAGUAAUACAAAUAAUGAUAUCAAUCUGGGCAGAAUAACUCUGGCUGAUUCAAAGAAUCUAUUUCCUCCGAAUACUUCAUUGAUGGAGUUGAAAGUUGCUGCUAUGGAGGCUAUUCAUAAACUUGCUCCAUUAUGUCAACCAGAACCAAAGUUGUACGGAAGAGAUAUGAGUAUCAUUCAACUGUUGACAGCAAUUCAUAGUUAUAGUUUAAGUUUAAGUGAACGAAUAUCACAGACAAAUACAAAUACAAAUAGCAAUACACAAGUGAUGAAUAGUAAUGAUGAUAGUAACAGUGGCAAUGAGAAUAUUGUAAAUUCAUUAACUACAAAUAACUUGGAUAAAAGAACAAAUAAUCUUUCGUCUAUCAUUGAAUCAUGUGCUGCAUGUCCAGUGGCUGAAGUCGCUGCUCUUGUUCGUCUAUCCUUUGAUGCAAUGCAUCGAAAUGCUAUUUGUGAAUUAGGUGGUGUACAUGCUCUUAUCUCACUACUGCGUAUUGAACAAACCAUUUGGUCAGAAUACCUCAAUCCGUUUAGCAGUAACAACAACAAUAAUACUCCUCCAAUUAGUGCUACUACUACUAUUACUACUACUAAUACUAACACUGGCGUCAAUACUACAAAUUCCCUGAUAAUUGGCAAUCAAAAUGUUACAACGACAUUACUAGAGAAUAGUCUAGCGCUUCGUCGAUAUAUAUGUAUGGCGUUAACAAAUUUAACUUAUGCAACAAUUGAUAAUAAAGCAUUUAUAUGUCGACGUAUUGCUAAUUUAGAAGUAUUACUAGCACAAUUGGAGACAGGAAAUGAAGAAUUAAAACAGGUAUCAGCCAGUGUAUUACGUAAUCUUAGCUGGCGUACAGAUAGUCGGAGUAAAGCUGCACUUCGGCGUGUUUGUGCCGCCAAACGCCUAACAAUAGCGGCUAUGAGUGCACAAAAAGAAAGUACUCUGCGAACUACACUUAGUGCUUUAUGGAAUCUCAGUGCUCACUGUUCACAGAACAAGAAAGCUGUAUGCAGUGUGGAUGGUUUGCUCCCAUUCCUCUUAAGAAUGCUGCGUCUUCAAAAUCCUGUAGAAAAUUUAGUUAUCAUUGAAAAUAGUGGUGGUAUUUUACGUAAUAUCUCAACAAUUAUUGCUUCGCGUGAUGAUUAUCGGUCUAUUCUUCAUCAAUACAAUUGUUUCCCAAUCCUCCUGGAGUUAUUACGUAAUCCACCGAGUUUAACAGUUGUAGUGAAUGUGUGUGGUACACUUUGGAAUUUAACUUGUUCUUCAUUAAAUAAUAUAAUUCCCAAUGCCGGUAAUAAUGGUAGUAAUAAUAAUACCUCUGCUACUUCUACUACUACCACUACCAGUGCUGCUAAUACUACUAAUAUCGUAGUCAGUAGUCAUCAUGAUCGUCUACUUCUCCUACAACUUGGUGCAUUAGAAUUAAUUCAAAAGUUAACACAAUCAAAACAUGAUUUAAUACGUAAUAGUUCAAUGGCUGUUUAUCGAAAUCUCUUACAAACUGAUACAUCAAUGAAUCAGAAUUAUUUGCCGUCAUCGUCAUCGUCACAUAAUUAUAACCAGAAUUAUACAGAUACUACUGCUAAUACAGCUACUACUACUAAUUAUCAAGUCUCAGUAUUGAAUGUCUUCACUAGCACACCACAGAACAGUACUAAUAAUCAUCAGCAAACAUAUGAUGGUGGUUCAAGUAAUAAUAAUGAACAAAAUAAUUCAUCUUACCCUCCAGAGACAUCAUCAUUAGCAUCAGUAUCACAGACGACAACACCAACAUCAUCAGGUGAACAAAGCUCUUACAAACGUCGAGUUUCAUCUAGGUCAUGUAGACUUCGUUUCGGCUUAUUGUCGGUUGUUUUCGAAGCUGAAAGUGAUGAUGAAAUCGACGAUGUCGACGACGAGGAUGAUGUUGAUGAUGACAAUGACGAUGUCACUGAAGAAGAUGAAGUAGUUGAACAUGAUGAUGUAAGUGAAAAUGGCGGAGAAAAUCAUCAUCAUCAUCGUCAGGAGAGGGAACAAGUUGAGUAUGAAGCAGAUGAAAGUUUCCCUCAUCCUCCACAUCAUCAUCAUCAUUAUGAAGGUGAAUUAUCUAUGAAUCGUGAUCAUUUCAGUUGUCAUGAUAAUAAAAAUUCUGAAAGUUUAUGUGAUGCUGAAAUUAUGAUCUCUGAAUCAACGGAUCAUUUUCCUGCGCCUCCUCCUCAUCACCAUCAUCAUGCUCAUGAUCAUGAACACGUAUCGAAUUGGUGUGAUCAUCCGGUUAGUCAUGUGAAUGACACUGCACAAUUGAUGACCGAUGAAGAACAAACACGUGUAUACGCUGAAGAGGGGACACCGUUUCCACCAGACUCAACAACUGCAUCCUCUUUAGAGUUGAACCGCACAGAUGAAAAGAUUGUCCUGAAUGAUAAAUGCGAUAAAGUGUACAAUACUUCAAAUGAAACACAAAUAAUAUAUAGCAAUAAUAAUAAUAACAACCAUGAGAGCAAUAAUUAUAAUCUCCCGCUUACAAUGUAUCGCAAUGAUCCAGUACCUCAUGUCUAUGCUAUGGAAGGUACACCAUCGAAUUGUGAUAGUCAUCUUAGCCGUGAAGAUAGUAUACAUAAUAGUGAAAGUAGAUUGAAUGAAAUGGAUUUCAUAUCAUAUACUGGUACUAAUACUACCACUACAACUGCUGCUACUGCUAUUCCUACGACUACAACUGCUACACAUUGUGAAGCAGUUCACACUAUUGACGAUAACACCUAUCUGCCAUCACCACCGGCGGAUAUCUCUAAUCUAGUCUCACCAUUAACAUCAUUGAAUUUAGAAGAUUGUGAUAAAUAUGCCGGUUGUCAAUUCCCUAUGCCGCCUCCACCACCUCCACCUUCACAACCAUUGUCAAUAUUUCCCAUAGCCUGUAGAGAAUCAGAUGCAGAGGUUGUUUUCUCCUCGAAACAAACUCCUUUAGUCUUUUCACGUGGUACAUCAUCCUGCUUGUCUUCAUUAGACUUAGAAAUUCCAUUCCCUGGUGGUGGUUUCCAGUCAUCACCAGAUAGUGAAUAUUCAAAUCAAUUGAGAAGUAAUGAUCUUAGCAGUGAUGUAAGCGGUCAUUUCAGUGGUGGGAUUAGUAGCAAUAGUAGUAAUAGUAGUGCUAGUGCUUGUGAUCGUAAUGGUGGAAGUAGAAAUCAUAACAGAAAUUGUAAUGUUGAAAUAUACGCAAAUGAUAGUUGUUGUGUUGAAGGUGAAGAAGAUGAAGGUGAUGUUAGACUACCAUUCGCUGAAGAAGGUACACCACAAGAUGCUGUAUCGUUGAAUGGUGGUGGUGGGAACACUAAUCCUAUGUAUCUACAUUCACACACGCUUAAUCAGUCUGAGAUGAAGAGCAAUAUAGAUGGAAUGAUGAUGAAUAGGACUAUUUGUGAAGUAGGCGAUGGUGUCGACGUGGAUAUCGAGGAUGACGAUGAUGAGGAUGAUGAUGAUGAUGAUGACGAUGAAGAUGGGAAUAAUCAACACUCGGAAAUAUUACAACAAUGCAUUGCAUCAGCUAUGCCAUCGAAUAAUGCCUUCAGUGUAUUAUUAAAUCAUUCGCCUACUACUACUAAUAAUAAUAACAAUAACAAGAAUUUCUCUAAUCCUUCUGAUAUUCUGUUUAAUGAAACUGAUGAUUCAUUGAAAACUUUUGCUGUUGAGAAUACACCAUUCAGUAAUUCAACAAAGGCUAGUUCAUUAAGUGAUUUAAUCAUUUCAGAGCAUAAAGGAUUAGUGCAACAAGAGGAAGAAGACGAAGAGGAAGGAGAAAACAAUAUCGGAAAUGAUUCCAAUGCACAUUUACCUCAUCAUGCUUCUUUAUCAACAACAGAAAAUAUCAAUCUAAAUCAUGGUGGUAAUAGUUCAUCAACAUCAAGUUCCUUGAAUGGUGAUAAUUCAUCUGAUUUAUUAUCUGAAGUUAUACAAUCAGCAAUGCCUAAAUGUGCUGGUGGUGGUGGUGGUGGUGUUGGUCAACUAAGACUAUCUAAUCUAUGCUCAAUGAUUCAAGCAACGGAUGCUGAUACUGCCGCUGCUGUUGCUGAUGAUGAGGAGGAUGACAAUGAAGUUGAUGGCGAUUGUCUACAAAUGUAUGCACUUGAAGGAACACCAGGAGGUUUAAAUGACAACUUGUCAUAUUCCUCAUCUUUACCGAAUGAUGAAGGCGGCAGUAUGAUAUCGGAAACAUCGAAUUCUUUAUUAUCUAUGAUACCGAAAUCAUCAUGUCUAUUUCAACCGUUGAAUAAUAAUAAUAAUCAACCGCCGCCGACACCACCAUUGCGGACUACUUCAGCGUUGACAACUACCAGUUGUAGUAAUAGUAGUAGUCCAGAUCCAUUCGCUAAAGUAUCGGAUCUGAUGAGGCCAAGAGCAACAGUUGCACCUAUGCUACAGACAAAGUGUCAUUCACUUAAUUCACCGAUUGUUUCGCGUUCCCAAAAUAUGUCUGAACAAUCAUCGAAAUCAUAUCUACAUCACACUGAAAUUGAACGUAAUGAUGAUGAUGUUGAUGAUUGUAUCCUAAUGCCUAACUCCUCGUUACCAUCCUCAUCAUCUCCAUCGCAUUACACUGGAGGAGGAGAAGGAGGAGGAGCAGGAGGCGGAACAGUUGGAGGAGAUAAAGAUGACGCUAGUUCAUUUUCAUCGCUACUCAGUAUUGAAUCUGUUGGAAUGGAACACUCCUUAUUACAAGAAUGUAUAUCAUCAGCUAUGCCACGACCUAAGUCAAUAUCACUUCUACGAAAACAACAACACCAACAACCGCAUCAAUUUAGUCAACAACAACAACAAAAGCAGCCAUCAUCAUCAUCACCUCAACAACACCAACAACAACAACAUCAGCAAGGUGUUCAACUGAUGGAAGAGAAGUCUAGUCAUCAACCUAUUGACAGUGCAGAUAAUCAUAUGGUCAAUAGUCCAACACUGUCAUUGUCUAACUUGCAAGUUUAUAAACCAUCACAACCACCAGUAUCGAAGAAAUCGAGUCAAACACAAGCGAAAACACAACAGCAAACUUCUAGAAUACCAAGUCAUAAUGCGAAUAAAACUUAUACAAAGUCGAAUAAUUCAUUGCAAGCUACUGAUAACAGCAGCAGUAGUACAAUGCAUUUUUUAGAUCAUGGCUCCGACGAUGUACAACCGCCGUUGUGUCAGAAUACGAACUCACCGAUGACGAUGAUGAUGAUGAAGAAGCAUACACUGAAGACUAGCAGUACUGUUGCAACUAUUCCCACUGCUAAUCCUGCUGCUUCUACGAUUAGUACGACUGCCACUACGGCCACCUUCACUGUCAAUUACGGUGAUAAAAAUAAUAGUCAUAAGAGUAAUAAUACUAAUAAUCAUUUGCCGCAAGUGUUGAAUCAAGUUAGUUGUGCAUCAUUCGGAGCCAGAAUUCCUAAACCUUCCACCAAUGUAACUUUCAAUACAGUUAAAUCGUCAUCACAGUCGCCUACAGACAGCAAAAAAUCUCCUCAAUCUAUAACAGAGAAAACAAUUAAUGAAAUUCUACCAAAUCUUAGUAAACUUACAACUUCAUAA